Megalobrama amblycephala (Wuchang bream) is the source of this 1472-nucleotide messenger RNA. RefSeq lists its product as uncharacterized. Gene Ontology annotation, cellular component: external side of plasma membrane; membrane raft. Lineage: Eukaryota; Metazoa; Chordata; Actinopteri; Cypriniformes; Xenocyprididae. Gene Ontology annotation, biological process: T cell activation; positive regulation of ERK1 and ERK2 cascade; interleukin-15-mediated signaling pathway. The coding region runs from base 1 to 1122 and encodes 373 amino acids. The transcript has 9 exons. The record is from RefSeq and is a predicted model, not a curated record. Gene Ontology annotation, molecular function: MHC class II protein binding; protein tyrosine kinase binding.
AUGGCUGAUCAGUGUGAUCUGUGUCUGCUGGGACUGAUCAUUCUCUCUUCACUUCUCACAGGUACGAUUGGAGCAGAAGUGACUAGUGUGUUUAUCAGUUCUGGUGAAAAUGUCCGUCUUCCCUGUAAUAAUGCUCUUUCUGACUGCAAAUCAACUACAUGGAGCUAUAACAGAUUCAGACAUUCAGCAGUUGAACUGAUUAAUGGAGGGAUAAAGAAUAAAGACACAGAGAGACACGAGAGACUGAGUCUGGGGUCUGACUGCUCUCUGAACAUCAAGAACGUCACAGAAGAAGAUUAUGGAUUAUACACCUGCCAACAAUGGACAGGUUUGGAAGGAAAACAAAAACAAGGAACUGAUGCAGAUGUUUUUCUGCAUGUUCUUCAUGUUUCAGUCUCUCCAUCAUCAUCAUCAUCAUCUUCAUCAUCAUCAUCAUCAUCAUCCUCACAGACUGAGAUCAGUCCAGGUCGCUCUGUGACUCUCUCCUGUCAGCUGUAUUCAUAUACUGGAUCCCCCUGUGAUGAUUUGGUUCGUUCUGAGGGUCUUCAGAUGUUGUGGGUGAAUCAGGCUGGUGUUGAUCUGAAGACAGACUCCAGAUAUCAGAUAUUAUUCUCAUCAUAUCUCUGUAUCAUCACUCUGACUACAACACUCCUGAAUGAAGAUGACAACAGAGAGUGGAGAUGUCAGCUUACUCUCAGAAAUCAACUCCAGACCUCAGUCAGAUACACUGUCAAGUAUUCAGAGAAUCAGAAGAUCCCAACCUCUCUAGUGAUUGUGAUUGUUGUCGCUUCAUUCGCUGUUCUCCUUCCUGCUCUUAUUCUCUGGAUGAUUCGCAGAAAAAGAGACGAUAACAGAAGAGGAACUGAUGACUCUGAGGAUCAUCAAACACGACCUGUCUAUCCAACAGGACAGAACACUCUUCCUCAACAGGAGCAGACAGAUGAUCAUGUGACUUAUUCUGAGGUCACUGCGUACAGUAAAAACCAAGACCAAAAGAAGAAGGUUCGCUGUGAUGAUAAAGUGACUUAUGCUUCCAUCAGAGGAGCAAAAGCUGGAUCUCAGGAAAACUGCAGUGAACUUUAUGCCUCUGUGAACAAGAACCAUCACAAAUCAGUCAAAUAAUGACACAAAAACCACAUGAGCAGAAGAAGAUGAAUCUAAUAGAACUGAGUCCUAAUGGUGUCAUUCAGUGCCAUUAUAAAUACUUUCAAUGUCUUUUACAUGUUCACAAACAAACCCAAGUCAUGCUCUGAUUUAUGUGUAGUUAUUGCUUAUUUUUCUCAGUUCAGCAUGUUUUUUGUAUAGUUUCUGUCUGCUUGUUGAUCAGUUAAUGCUAGUGUCUUUAUUAUUCAUUCAGAGCUGCAGGUUUGGACUAGAAAAUGACGACACUUUUACUCUCUUACAUCAUUCUCAUUAAAUGACAAAUAAAUGGUGAAAUUAUAACAGCAUUAGCAUUUUUUUAAAGCUGCAAC